This is a messenger RNA of Alligator sinensis (Chinese alligator), 877 nucleotides long. It is a transcript of the gene SAT1, whose product is annotated as spermidine/spermine N1-acetyltransferase 1. Gene Ontology annotation, molecular function: N-acetyltransferase activity. The record is from RefSeq and is a predicted model, not a curated record. Gene Ontology annotation, cellular component: cytosol. The transcript is spliced from 6 exons. Lineage: Eukaryota; Metazoa; Chordata; Crocodylia; Alligatoridae. The coding region runs from base 295 to 810 and encodes 171 amino acids.
CCCGGCGGCGGGCGCGCGGCGGUUGGCUGAGAACGCUGGUGCGGGCGCACUCAUUGGCUGGGGAGGCGGAGCCUCCUAAGCUAUAAAUAGGGGCCGGCGCGGCUCCUUCGGGCUAAACGCCGCUUCGCUACCGUUCCAGUUGGGUGCUUUAGGACUUGCUGUUCACCGCCACAUCGGGUCAUGCUCGGAGCCUGACUAGGCGCCCGGGACACGAAUGAAGAAGCAGCUGCUCCUCCUGUUCACUCACCGGGGACUUGUCAGCCGAGGGGGCCGCAGGGGAAAACGCCGCCGAAAAUGGCCUCGUUCCAUAUCCGUGCCGCGCGCGCGGAGGACUGUUCUGACCUGCUGCGCCUUAUCAAGGAACUAGCCAAGUAUGAGGACAUGGAGGACCAAGUCAUACUGACUGAGAAAGAUCUGCUGGAGGACGGCUUCGGGGAGCACCCGUUCUACCACUGCCUAGUGGCGGAAGUGCCCAAGGAAGUGUGGACACCAGAAGAACAUUGUGUUGUGGGUUUUGCCAUGUAUUACUUCACUUAUGACCCAUGGAUUGGAAAACUGCUGUAUCUUGAAGACUUCUAUGUGAUGUCUGACUACAGAGGGCUUGGCAUUGGUUCAGAAAUUUUGAAGAAGCUGAGUCAGGUUGCUGUUAAAAGUCGCUGCAGCAGUAUGCACUUCCUGGUGGCAGAAUGGAAUGAACCUUCCAUCAGGUUCUAUAAGAGAAGGGGUGCCUCAGAUCUGUCGACUGAGGAAGGGUGGAGACUCUUCAGAAUUGACAAAGAAUACUUGUUGAAAAUGGCAACUGAAGAGUGAAAUUGUUCCAGCACAUGACAAAUCCUAUCUGCGAAUUAUACUUUGAAUAAAUUCUUGCCUUAUUCUU